Messenger RNA from Apis cerana (Asiatic honeybee), 2703 nucleotides. RefSeq names its product origin recognition complex subunit 4 (gene Orc4). Lineage: Eukaryota; Metazoa; Arthropoda; Insecta; Hymenoptera; Apidae. Gene Ontology annotation, molecular function: ATP binding; DNA replication origin binding; ATP hydrolysis activity. Gene Ontology annotation, biological process: DNA replication; DNA replication initiation. Gene Ontology annotation, cellular component: nuclear origin of replication recognition complex; nucleus. The record is from RefSeq and is a predicted model, not a curated record.
CAGUGCUUCGAAUUUUUCUUCUUUUAAAUAAGAACGUACAAUUUUUCUUGUCUGUUUUGGAUUCUGCGUCUUCCAUAUUUGUUUUGUAAACAAUUUGGUUUUAGUACUUCUGUAACUUAAAUAUUUAAUAUUAUUUAAAGGCAAAUCAAUAUGAAUAAAAAAAAAAAUAUGGCAAUUGACUUUCAAGAUAAUAUGAUACUGUUAAUUAGGAAAUAUUUAAAACGUAAAAUUAUGUGUCCUGAAACAAAGUUCAGACAUUAUGUUAAAGAAAGAAUGCAUAUAUUAGAAUUGUUAAAAAGAACAGUAGAUAUGGGUGAAAGUAAUUCUGUUUUAUUAAUUGGACCUAGGGGUAGUGGAAAAACAACACUAAUAAAUAGUGUCUUAAAAGAAUUGUCACAUGUGAAAAGUUUUAAAGAAAAUGCAUUAAUAGUAAAUCUUAAUGGUCUUGUUCACACUGAUGAUCGAUUAGCUUUGAAGGAUACUACACGUCAAAUGCAAUUAGAAAAUGUUGUUGAUGGUAAAGUUUUUGGCACAUUUGCUGAAAAUUUAUCUUUCCUACUUGAUUGUUUGAAAUCAGGUGAUAAGAAGUCUUCCAAACCAGUUAUUUUCAUAUUAGAUGAGUUUGAUUUAUUUUGUGAACAUCAUAAUCAAACUCUGUUGUACAAUCUGUUUGAUAUUGCUCAAUCUGCACAAGCACCAGUAUGUGUAAUAGGAAUGACUUGUAGAUUAGAUGUUAUAGAACUCUUAGAAAAAAGAGUUAAAUCAAGAUUUUCUCAUCGGCAAAUAUUUUUAUUCCCUGGAGAUAUGUCAUUGUCAGAACAACCAUUAUCUGCUUUUGAUGAUCGUUUAGAACUUUUUCAACAUCUUUUAAGUCUUCCUGAUGAUGAGAAUGUAAAUAGGAUAGAGCAUCAAUAUGAUGAUUGUACUAUAGAACCACAAUUUGGAUCUGUAUGGAAUGAUUACAUAAAAAGUUUAGUUAGUAAUGUUACGAUUGUGAAUUUAUUAAAAAAAAUGUAUCAAAUUGAUGUAAGUGAAAGAAGUUUUAGAAAUUUUCUGGCAAUGACUGUUUCUUCAUUAUCAGAGAAACAUCAAAGACUAGAAAUAAAUGAUUUUAUAGAAGCAAGUAAAAUGUUUUCCCAAGAUGACAAAAUAUUAAUGCUUGAAGGAUUAUCUGUAUUAGAAAUGUGUUUAAUAAUAUCAAUGAAACAUGAAACAGAAAUUUAUGAUGGAGAGCCAUUCAAUUUUGAAGCAAUUUAUAAUCGUUAUAUUAAAUUUGCUAAUCAAAAUUCUUCUAUACAAACUGUUCAAAAGCCUGUUAUUAUGAAAGCAUUUGAACAUAUUAAGAAUUUAGAAUUUAUACUGCCAGUGAGUGGCAUGAAUUCAAAAGUUGAAAAAGAAUAUCAAUAUUAUAAAUUUUUACUCACUUCACAACAAGUUAUGGAAGCUGUAAAAAAUUAUUCUGGAUUACCAACAGAAGUAUCACAAUGGGCAGUAAUUAAUAUGUAAUUAUGGAUUCAUGAAAUUACAAGUGCUAAGAAGGUUUAUAUUUGUAAUAUCAUUCAUGCAAUCUUAGCCAUUUUAUGAAAUAAGUAUAAAAUUUAUAAUUAAAAAUUUAAAACAUAUUUUCACUAUAGAUAUUUAUUUAAAAAAAAAUAUAAAUUCAUUUUCUAUAAUUAUAGUUAUAUAAGUAUGUAUUCGUUUAAAAAAUAUGUUUUUUUAUGUAUAUGAAACUAUAUACUACAUAUAAUUUUAAUUAUCAAUUUUAAUGAUCAAAUUAAAAAAAAUAUCACGUAUUUUCUAAAGAUAAUUAUAUAAUUAUAAGUCUAAUUAAUCAUAAAAAAAAUGUAGUUCACAUUUAUAGUAUGAGAUUAGUAUAUAUUUGAUAAUAUUGAAUUAGGUAAAAAAUUAGAAAUUGUUAUUUUCUGAAUAUUUAUGUAACAUAACCUUCAUGCAGCAAUUCCUGCCUAUUAUAGCGUCCAACAUUAUAUCUUAAAUAAAUAAAAAUGACAAUUAAUGUUUCAUAACAAUAUUUUAUCUGAAAUUUAAAAUGAAAGAAAUUUCUGUAUAGAUGCCAUAUCAAGAUAUGUAUUUACAAUGUCUGUGAUCUUUCAAUAGAAUUGUUUUCUAUAUGCUAGCAUUUAUAAUUUUUAUUUAUAUAUGUAUAAGAUUUUAAUUAUUUAUCAGAGAUUGCGUGUACAUUGUAUGAUAUAAUAGUAAAAUAUGAAAGCGUUAAAAAGCGUGUAUGAAUAUAUUUAUACAUUUCUAAUAAAUUUACAAUUACUACAAUCUUGAAGAAUAUUCUAAUCUAUCCAAGCGAAAUUUGGCUUGUUUUUAUCCGUCAGUAUAGUAUCGGUAAUUGUAUUCAAUUGAGAAUUCUUUGAUAAUUUUUUUUCAAGAAAAAAUUGUUUUCCAUAAUUAAAACGAUUUUUACGAUUAUAUUUUUUAAUAUAUGUAUCAUGACCUGUAACAAUUAUAAUAAUAAUUUAUAAUAAUUUUUAUAAUAUUUUUCAACCGAAUGCAUCUUACCUGGAUUAAUUCCCAUAGGAUGAACAUUUGUUAAUUCAUGUUUUUCUAAAAUUCGAAGAGCAGACAUGGCUCUACUUAUUCCAAUCUAAAAAAUAUACAUAAUCAAUUUCAUGAUGUACAUAAUUUUUAAUUAUAAAUAUAAUAUAAUAACUAAAAUAAAAACCUGUGAAUGUCGUA